UUCUCUGUACCCAAUAUAUAAAAGAGAAAAAUGGUGAUACAAAGAGGAAAAUCAAAUCCCCCUCUACUUUUACCCACCAUUGACACAGUCGUCACGACAGUGCCCACUCUUCUCUAUCUCGCCACUUCGAACCGGGGCAGGGUUUGGCUUUGCUGUGAUGGUUUGGGGAUUUUGCUUUUACUUUUACUUGGAUGGGUCUUUAUAGCUGUUGCUCUGAUCCGUUAGUGACUGCAGCAGAAAUUUUGUGGUAUUACUUUGAUGGGGAAGGGUUCGAAGAGCGCGGCAUGCAAGUCCACAUCUCACCAGCUCUUCAAGGACAGGGCGAAGAAUCGCGUGGAUGAUCUACAGGGGGUCUUAAGUGAUCUCCAAUCAGCUAGGAAGGAGAGCCGGUCAAUUGAUGUGGUUGUGCUUGAAGAGCAAGUUCACCAGAUGCUUCGUGAGUGGAAGUCUGAGCUUAACGAACCGUCCCCAGCUUCUUCUCUGCAGCAGGGAGGGAGCCUUGGUUUUUCAUCGGAUAUUUGUCGGCUGCUGCAGCUUUGUGAGGAGGAAGAUGACGCAACUAGUGCGUUAGCUGCACCAAAACCAGACCCUGAUGCACAGAAGGCUGUUAAUGGAUAUACUUCUCAAGAGAAUUUUAAUAUUACCAAGGGUCCUCAAGAACUAGGCUUCCAGUUGGUGGAGCAAUGCAAAAAUGCUGCCAUGGGAGUUAACAUGGAAAUGAACAAUAUGAAUGUGCCUUCACAGCUAGAAUAUCAUUCAUUUGAUUACCAUCAAGAUUUUGAACAGCCGUAUUUUAUAGGCUUUGAUGGCACGGGGUUCAUCGGUGAGGAUGUUAUGCCUCAGAUUUCUGGGUAUCAACCAAAUAUCAGCCCCCCACCGUCUGCUUUCUUGGGGCCAAAAUGUGCCCUUUGGGAUUGCACUAGACCAGCAUUGGGGUUGGAAUGGUGUCAAAAGUCUGAUGACUAUUGCAGCAUCUAUCAUGCUGGGCUUGCACCUAGUGAAGGCUAUUUUGGUAGGCCUCCUGUUGUACGACCGAGAGGCAUUGGCUUAAAGGAUAAUUUACUUUUUGCUGCUCUUGGUGCGAAGGUGCAAGGAAAAGAUGUUGGCAUUCCUGAGUGUGAGGGUGCUGCUACAACAAAAUCACCUUGGAAUGCACCUGAGCUCUUUGAUCUCACUGUUCUGGAUGGCGAAACAAUCAGGGAGUGGCUGUUUUUUGAUAAAUCGCGCAGAGCCUUUGAGAGUGGUAACAGGAAGCAGCGAUCACUUCCAGAUUAUAAUGGGAGGGGUUGGCAUGAGUCCCGAAAACAAGUGAUGAAUGAAUUUGGAGGGUUGAAGAGAUCCUACUACAUGGAUCCUCAGCCGAUGGAGAAUUUUGAGUGGCACCUUUAUGAAUACGAGAUCAACAAGUAUGAUUUGUGCGCAUUAUACAGACUUGAAGUAAAGCGUGCUGAUGGCAAGAAGAGUCCUAAAGGGAAGUUAGGCAAUGAUUCUGUUGCUGAUCUGCAAAAGCAGAUGGGCAGGCUGAGUGCUGAGUUCCCAAAUGAGAAGCAGCGCGUCGUCAAAGGAAGGGGAAAGAGCAAUUUGAAGGAGGGAAGUGGGAGAAUUUACUCUGGUUCGAACGCAAUGGAAGCAAAUCCAGGUGAAGGGCUUGAAUAUACAAGAGGCGCACCAUACGAUUAUCUUGUGGAAGAUAUCAAUGGGUACUACAUAACAUGAUGAUGUCUCUGGGAACGAAAAGAGGCUCUCUAUCCAAGUAUAUAUAAUUGCUCUUUGAUUUCACUCGGCCUCGCCUCCAGGCAAGUGGUGAAGUUGUUUUCUUUUUUCUUUUCUUUUUUACUGCUAAAUUGUUACGUUUUUGUUGAUAGGGAGUCGGUUGUAAUAGGGAUUACUGAUAACAUAUUGGGUGACCAAUGAGUGGGUUCGUUAUGGUGGAUACUAAUCAGGGACGGAGAUAGCAUAGGCCAAGCCACCGCUCCAGCGGAGGCUUGGCUGUCGCUGUCCUCCCAGAUUCGCCUAUACUAUAUUUGGGUUUUUACACAGAGACCGGUUGUCCUCCCAGGUUCGCCUAUACUAUAUUUGGGUUUUUACACAGAGACCAGCCGCGUAUGGAGGAAGAUUGAAGAAGAUGCAGGGGAGAGAGAGGGAAGGGGGGAAGGAUAGAGGAGAGAGGAAUAGAAAAGGACUUUAAACAGACCCAACGUUUAUAUCCCAUUUUUGAUUUAUGUGAUUAGGAGCAGUUAGAUAAUUUGAUUUCUUAUUUAGUGUGAUUAUUAGUUUAAGAAUAUAUUAUUACUUUUUCUAUCUCUAAAAUUGUUUUAAGAAUCAAUUACUACUAAUAAAAGUAAUUAUUCUUCUCAUA
Salvia splendens (bonfire salvia) is the source of this 2359-nucleotide messenger RNA. RefSeq names its product transcription factor VOZ1. Gene Ontology annotation, molecular function: sequence-specific DNA binding. The record is from RefSeq and is a predicted model, not a curated record. Bases 259 to 1716 code for a protein of 485 amino acids. Gene Ontology annotation, biological process: positive regulation of DNA-templated transcription; positive regulation of long-day photoperiodism, flowering. Lineage: Eukaryota; Viridiplantae; Streptophyta; Magnoliopsida; Lamiales; Lamiaceae. The transcript is spliced from 5 exons. Gene Ontology annotation, cellular component: nucleus.